AUGGAUCAAGUCGAUAUGAUAAAUGAUGAAGAGUAAUCACCACUUCACAUUAAAAGAGAAUUAGAUAUUGAUAUACCAUAUAGAGUAGCAUUUCCAAUAUGUUACAAUUAAUAAUAGAAGGAUACUCCAAAAACAGCUAUGAGAACUAUUGAACAUCUUGAAAUUGAUGAAGUAUAAAUACAAACAGAAACUACUCCAAAAACUUAAAUUGAUAUAUCAUCUCCAAGAGUCCUCUUCUUAACUCAUUCAUAAAUUAUGGGAAUGAAUCAAGAAGAAGAUGAAGUGCCUUUUAACAGAUCUACAUUAAACUAUCCUCUUUCUGAAAUACCUGAAGAACUUACACCUAGUAAUUUACCUAAUGUACUUCAUUUGUUUAUAUACAAGUAAUCUAAAGUAUCAAAUCAAGAUGUUAUUAUUGAUAAUAUGAGUAUAGUAAAUAGUUAGUAGUUGAAAUUUAGUAAGAAAUCUUCUGAAACUAAUGUGAUAUCAAAUAAUAAUAUGGAUGGUAGCAAAUUGAAAGAAGAAGUAAAUUGAUCAUUAUAUAAUUAUAGUUAAAAGAAUAAAUAAGUAUUUUGGAAAGUAAAAUAUAAGAAUUAGAAAAAGAAAACUUUAUUCUUAAGAAAAGAUCUAAUUAAGAAAAAGUAAGAUUUAUAGAAUUGUAAAUGGAAACAGAAUAUAAAAUAGCUUAAUUGAAUGAAUAAUUACAAGAUUAAGAGAUUAAUUAUAAAAAAUAGAUUAACAUCCUUAAAAAUGAUCUCAAUAAUGCCAAAUUAUCAAUUAAUAUGUACAAAUAAUAGAUUCCACAUCAUGAUAAUCAAGGGUUAUAAUUGUCAUAAUCAUAAAUUCAAUUCCCAUAAUCAUAAAUUUAAUAUCCAUAUAAUCCAUCUUAAUAAUAAAAUUAUUAAUAUUAUAAUAAAUAAUAAUUAACCUUAUCUUAAUCAUUUAAUGAAUAAUUAAACAAAAAUACAAAAGAUCUAUGUCUUACUUAAAUAUAGUAUGAAAUUAUUUAUUCUAAAUUAAUUAAAAUUAUUAAGAAGAUUGAUUAAUAGAUUGAAAUAAAUAAAAUUGAUUUAUUUGAUCUUUUAUAAAUAUUAGAAGAAAAAGUUAAAUAGAUAGUAAAUAUUGAUGAAGAAGAAAAAAUGGAUGAACAUCGAACAUUGUUAUCUACAUUAAAAACUGAAUUGGGAUAAAUUAAAUAAAUUAGAGGUUAAUUAUCUAGAAUAUUUAAUGAUAAUAAUUAAUUUAUUCAUAAGAGAAAUAAUGAUAAUUAAAAUGAUUAAAGGAUUAAUGAAUUGAAUCUCUAAAUCUUAGGAAUUAAAUAAGAAAAAUUAGAAUUAUUUGAAUUAAACUAAAAAUAAUAAAAUUAAAUUAAUUAACAGAAUUAAAUUAUUAUUGAAUUGUAAUCAAAAUUAAGUAAGAUUUCUAUUAUCAAAAUUAGAUAAUUCAUCAUAAACAGAUACUUAAAGAAUCUAAUCUUAAUUUAUUCGUUAACUCUAAACAAAUUCUAUGUCUGAUAUUAAAAAUAUUAAAGAAUAAGUUAAAUAAAGAUAAGAUAGUAUCAAGUAAUAAUAAUAUAUAUAAAAAAUUAUUAGAAAAAAUUUUAAAUCCCAAAACUCUCCUUAAAGUAGAUCUGAGAAUGCUUCACCAUAAUUAAAAUUCCUAAAUUCUCCUAAGUAUAUAUAUAUAUAUUAUUAGAAAUUCGAAACAUUCUUCCACUUAUUAAAAAUAAUAAUCAAUUGAUAAAAAAUAUUAAUUCUAUAAUCGAACAUCUGACUUUAGUGUUGAUAAUAAUAAUAAUUCAAUUCAUUAACCAACUAAUAUUAAUAAUAGUAUGCAUUUAAGUGGUGAAAUUAUUUAAAAAUUAGUUGAUCAAUUCAAAGGAAAUUCGAUAUUAGCAUAGAAAAUCUAAGGAUAUUCAAAAAAGAAUUGA
Paramecium pentaurelia is the source of this 1930-nucleotide messenger RNA. The record is from the annotation of a GenBank genome assembly. Lineage: Eukaryota; Ciliophora; Oligohymenophorea; Peniculida; Parameciidae.